CAGCUCGAACUUUCUUCGUCGUCUUAGCCACGCAUUUAUUUCCAGCUCAACAUGAUGUUCUCGAGACAUACUGGGGUGUUGCUCACGCUCAAUAGCUUCGUAGCUGCGAUUCAGUAUGAUGGACCCGCUGCCACUCCAUCGAUUAAGGGAUUCAGCGCGGAUGGAUGGUCCCCAAAACCGACGGGUGGGCCGAUUAUGGAGUUGUUUAGACGGCAGGAGGACCCAUCAUUCUGCGGGUAUUUGGAAGGCGAUGCGGAGGCACCAAUUUCUUGUGACGUUGGUAGCUCAUGCAUGUACAAUAAGGCUUUCAGCUGGUUUGGGUGCUGUACAGGUACCGCUAUAACCGACUGUGAGGUUGCUACCGCUUGCGUCGAGAGCACUAAGGUCUCGGACUGCCUUAAAGUUUCAUCAUGCGCAAAUGAUCCCCUCGCCAUUGGCUGUACACGGUCUGCUGCACCGUUCUGUAUGCAGCUGUAUACCGUCGUUUCUGGCGCUACCUAUGGUCACUUUGCAUGCGGCGCCACCGAUGUUACCGCCGAAGUCCUGAGCAGUGCAACCACCGGCGGGGCCUCUACGGGGAAGGCUUUCACCACGAGAAGCUCGAGGUCGACCAAGACAGAAGAUGACUCGAAAUCAAGCUCUGGAGAUAGCUCCAGCUCAGAUUCCAGUACCGCAGCACAAUUUUCCUUCUCUCUUGCGUCAGGGACCACUGCGAAUGUGGGAACGGUGACCCGACUGAACAUCCCGACGACGAAAUCGGCCUCCACUGGGGGUGCGAUGAAGACGGCAGAAGCCGUUUUGGGUGCUGCGGGAGGCGUAGCGGGAUUGCUUGCUUUGCUUGCUUAAGUGAGUGAGGAAUCGAGGAUCCCUGGGUGGAAAGGAGUUGAUAGGUGCUCAUAUAAUCAUAGAGCAGGGAUCACUGCGUAAAUUUUCGGAAGUUAUGCCCUCUUUUUUAAUAUUAAUACACCAGAUGAUAAAAUGGACAUAGAAGUAAUUCACACUUCUCUAAUU
This is a messenger RNA of Lindgomyces ingoldianus, 1011 nucleotides long. RefSeq lists its product as uncharacterized. The coding region runs from base 52 to 846 and encodes 264 amino acids. NCBI's taxonomy places the organism in Eukaryota, Fungi, Ascomycota, Dothideomycetes, Pleosporales, Lindgomycetaceae. The transcript has 4 exons. The record is from RefSeq and is a predicted model, not a curated record.